Funneliformis mosseae is the source of this 811-nucleotide messenger RNA. The record is from the annotation of a GenBank genome assembly. NCBI's taxonomy places the organism in Eukaryota, Fungi, Glomeromycota, Glomeromycetes, Glomerales, Glomeraceae.
AUGUGUAGUGUUCAAGAAACUUCGUUAGAUCUCAAUGUUAAUAUCAAGCCAGCUACAAAGGAUUGUAUUAAAUGUAAAACAACAAAAGCAACUGUACUAAUUCGACAUUCUACAUAUUGCAAAAAAUGUUUCCAGCAUGUAUUUGUUGGUAAAUUCCGAAAGAAUGUGGAAAAAUCUCGUAUAUCUUCUAAUUCUACCAAACUUAAUGGUUGUGGAGAGAAAGUAAUGAUUGGAUUUUCAGGCGGGCCAACGAUGUUACAAUUAAUAAAUGAAUAUAACGAAACUCACCCACAUGAAACGUCAAAAAAAUGUGCAUAUUCAGAAAUUAUUGUUUGUCAUAUUGAUGAAAGUGUAUUGUUUAAUUACGACAGUACAAGUAGUACAUUUUCACAGGAAAGCACAAUCUUACAAGUAGAAAAGAUUGUACAAAAGUAUAAUUAUCCAUUCAUAGGAUUAUAUCUACAAGAUAUAUUUAAUCCUGAUGUUACUAAAAGUGGAUGUUAUAGCAAUGUUCUUGAGUUGGCGGUUGAUGACGCCAAAAUUUUGAAUCUAGAAGAAGGUUCUGUUGUUGCUCCUACUGAGAAAUUAUUACACUUGUUAAAUAAUGUUUCAAAAUCAACUGCAAAAGAAGAUUUUGUAUGGUAUUUGAAGUUGUGCUAUUUAAUUUUUACUGCAAGGAAAAAUGGAUGUAAACGGUUGUUUUUGGGAGAUUGUUCAUCGAGAUUAUCGAUAAAAAUAAUUUCACAGACGAGUAAAGGACGUGGUUUCAGUUUACCUUUAGAAACCUCCGGUGAAAUUGAUUGGUUUGAAG